CUUGACACGCCGCCCACGCAGCCGAGCAUUCAUUAGACUUAAUUGAAUGAAAGCUCACGAAAAUUCAAGAUUUCGCUCAAUUUGAUAAGUUUGCGUGCAAUAUGUGGUGGUGCACGGAGCUGCGCGGUGGUGCAAAUUGAGCCACAAAAGCAACAAAUUUCUGGCUCGUCUCAGUUUCAAUUCAGCGCCAGAAGUCGAGCAAUCAAGACGCGUAGAAAAUUCCCCGUCAGUUGUGUUUCAAGAGAAAAUGUGGAAAAUAUGUUUGUUUGCGCUGCAAGUUCACCUGCUGGUGGCUCCGCUCACAGCUAGUUGCCCCAUUUUCUUGACAAUUUCGCUGUCGGGCAAAUCGCUGACCGAUGCCUGUUUGGAGAUCAAUUGGGGACCUGACUGCUAUGCACCGCCCGAGUGGGUGGGCAUCUAUCGCCAGGAUCCGUCCGUGUCGAACUUCCAGCCGGAGCUGCGCAUCGAUGGCAUACGCAAUCGCACGGGCAAGCGACAGACGCCCAUUAAGCUGGGCAAGCUGCAGUUUCCAGGUGGUUGGAAUCGACCCACAGCGGAGCAGGCCACGGCCACCAAGUACCCAAAAGGCAAGUGUUUGCCCUACUAUGUGGCCAGCUACAAUGGCAACGAGCUGCUGACUAUUGAUUGCCUGAAGAUACAGCCCAAUUGGCUGGCACACCUCAAGGAUGCUGCCGGUAUGCCGCUGAAGCAUCUCUUUCUGCCAGGCACACACGCCUCCGGCGCCUACAUUACCAACUACAGCAAGACCAAGUCGCUGCUGAUCAAGGACUAUCUGGUCGCUCAGCACUUCGAUGUGUGGUCGCAGCUGGUCUUUGGCAUACGCUAUCUGGAUCUGAGUGUGGGCUAUCGCUACAACGCGGACAGCAGCAGCGAGUCGGAUAACUUUUGGGUAGUCAACGAGAAUAUGUUCAUCAAUCCUCUAAUCGACAUCAUACGCGAUGUGCGUCGCUUUGUUGAGCUCUCGGAUGAGAUAGUUGUGCUGGACUUCAGUUCGUUUCCCAUUGGUUUCUACAAGCAUCCGGAGAUCUACAGCAGCCUGUAUCAUCUCAUACGCCAGGAGCUGGGCCAGGUGCUGUACGAGCGGAACGUGAGCACCAACGAACACUGCGCCGAUCGCAGCUUCAAUGAUCUGCGUGUGAUUGGCAGGCAGGUGUUGCUGCUGUUUCCCACGCAGGAGCUGCCACAUCCGGAGAAUGAAUCCGUGCUUCUCUGCACGCCCUGGCAGCGCUUUAGCACCAGCUACAUGAACAUGUCCCAGACCCUGGAUUAUAUGCGGCUGCUGUUUAGUCGAAAACCGGACUCACCUGUGCAGGACGACGGUUGGAUAUUCCAUGCAGUGAUGAGCAUUGAACAAGCGCUAAACUCACAUAAAUUGCAAACGGCCAAGGAACGAGCUGCAGUCAUCAAUCCAAAGGUAAAUCAAUGGCUCAACGGUCCUUGGGGCCCAAAUGCCAACGUCGUGGCCAUGGACUACUUCAGCAACACCAAUCUGAUCGAUGUGGCCAUACACGCAAAUGCACACAAGGCAUUCCUAGCGGCCAAUGACAAAUUUGUUAAUCUCGAAAUAUUGAGUCGACGUUAGUUAUUUUAUUCCUAUUCAAAUUUAUGAAGCAAAUACAGGCAAAGCAUCAGUUUCCAUGUAGUUGGCAGCGCUCCAUAUUUAGUCAGUAUACGAACCAAGCAGUUCAGCAAGCAGUCGAAUAUAUAUACUCGAAUAAAGCAGUGCAACUGUUCCAUAAAACAUGGUAAAGAAACUCAAGAAAAGAACCUUUUGA
This is a messenger RNA of Drosophila hydei, 1796 nucleotides long. RefSeq lists its product as uncharacterized. Gene Ontology annotation, biological process: lipid metabolic process. Gene Ontology annotation, molecular function: phosphoric diester hydrolase activity. The record is from RefSeq and is a predicted model, not a curated record. Bases 248 to 1603 code for a protein of 451 amino acids. NCBI's taxonomy places the organism in Eukaryota, Metazoa, Arthropoda, Insecta, Diptera, Drosophilidae. The transcript is spliced from 4 exons.